AUCAAAUGUCACUUUCGCGGACGCGCCCUCACUCAUGCGUAGCUAUAAAGUGUUGCUAACGUGCCUUCGCCGAUUGCAAAACUGGGCAUCACGUCACCCACAAAACCAGGAUGACACCAACUAAGGAUGUCACGAAGUACGAGGUGAUCGGUGUUAUGAGUGGCAGCUCACUCGACGGACUCGACAUCAUCUACACACGCUUCAGCUUAACAUCCUCGGACUGCUGGGAGUACAACAUCCAGCACUGCACUUGUUACAACUACUCCCCGACAUGGAUCGACAAGUUGAAGCACGCCACAUCCACCAGUGCACUCGAAUACCAACUGCUGAACACGGAGUACGGACGGUACAUCGGAGAAUAUGUCCUUCGGUUCAUCAGGGAGAACCGUCUGGAUGGGAAGGUGCACUUGAUAGCGUGCCACGGCCACACAGUGUUCCACUUACCUUCGCAGCUCACCACCAGCACGCUGGGAGAUGGCGCUACCGUAGCUGCCGUGACCGGUCUUCCCGUAGUCAGCGACCUCAGGUCCAUGGACGUUGCAUUGGGUGGUCAGGGCUCUCCGAUAGCGUUAACUGCGGAACGCAAGUUGUUCGGAAACGAGUACCAGUUUUUCCUGAACAUUGGCGGAAUGGCCUGCCUGACGUACGCGGGUAAAAAUUACAGCGACAGUUUCGCCGUCGACGUUUGUCCGGCAAAUCAACUUUUAAACCUGCUCGCGAAUCGGGAGGGCCGUGCGUUUGACCGUAGCGGCGAGAUGGCAAAGUCUGGGAAAGUUAGCACCAGAUUGCUGAAAGACCUAGACGACUUUGACUAUUACAAAAAGUCCUUUCCAAAAUCUCUCGGGGUGGACUUUGGACCGGAGAUUCUGUACCCCUUAAUCCAAGCCCACGAUCUAAGCACAGCAGACGCGCUUCAGACCUUCACAGAACACAUCUGCAACCAGGUUGCGGAAGUGAUACGGUUGGUCGAGAGAACCGUGAAAGACGGUCUUCCGCAGUCUUCCAAAAUGCUCGUUACGGGAGGGGGCGCUAGAAACCUGUUCCUGGUGGACAGGCUCACAGAAAGACUGAAGGAGUUCCGUAUAACCGUGGUCGUUCCUAACGAUGAGCUCGUUAAGUUUAAGGAAGCCCUGGUGACCUCAGUUAUUGGAGUGCAGCGUCUCAGAGGGGAGGAAAACUUCAUCGGCGAGGUGUCGGGUGCAUCGCGGAGCUCGAUAGGUGGGGCUUUCUGGUACGGGAAGGAUAAGAUAAAGGUCUGAGUUAGCCUCGGAGAGUAAGUUUCUAGCUUUUAGGUAGGUGCAGGGCUCGGUCGGAAAUCACUUCCAUUUUGCUCGUGGCACUUAGAUUUAUGAAAGCAAAGGCAUUCCUGCAGCUAGUUAACGGUAGCGCCUUGUGUGGCAGACAGUGCAACGGUUAGCUGAUUUUGUCUAACGGAAUACUCAGUCGUCAAGUGCCGAAAACCUUCUUCUAGGAAGAGUAGUGCCUACCACUUGCACUGCCUAAUUUGAGACUUUACCUGUAAUAGUACAAUCGAUUGUCACAUAUCACCGAUACCAGUACAAACGACUCGGAACUGGGUGCUUGUUCAACGGCAUCCCAUAGUCGCCCUUAGACAUGCACUUCGAACUGUAUAAACAUUUCCUAUUAAUGUUAUUGCUGUUAACGUUGUUUACCAGUUAUGUGACAUUCUUUCACGGUUUUCCAGUUUUGUGUCAGCCAACAUUUAUUGCGUUACCUGUUACACUGCCACCGUAAUGCCUUUGCACCAUUUGCAGUGGGAGGGAAAAAUAUGACACUGCGGUGCAUUACGAACAGAUGUUAAAUGGAGAGCAGACAUGAGUGGGGACUUGCAAGAGAAAUUUUCGGCUAGCCUGACUUAUCGGGAUGGAUCCCAGCUGUUGCCCCGCGAUAAUUUUGAGUAUGUUUUUGGAUGCCCUGUACAAAUUGACAAAUACAAAGUUUAUCUGAUUGCAGAGGCACCUGACUACACUUAGACACCAGCGUUUGCGGGAGCGUCUUUGAAAUGCACACAAUCGCAACAUUGCCAAUCAACCUUGAGUGAAAAUAAGCAUAGUACAUUCUAACAGCAAUGCCUUCAUCAUUGGCUGCUUGAAGAUUGCUCGAAAAGUCGGCCGAGUGUGAUCUGCUUUCUUUGUCGCUUCUGUUCUAACUUUUACUGCACUUUUAGCUGCAUUUAAGUGCUAUUCUCCUCAAGCAUAGCAGAGUUGCUGGCAACAGUGCGCUUUGAUUUUGUCGAAAAGUUUACCAGAAAGUUAUUUUUAUAGUAAGCAAUUUUGUCUUCCACUUACAAGCUGCAGCAUGAUUGUGGGGGGUUUCCUUGGGACUGCUGUUGAAUUCUCAAAUGUAGUGAAUGCAGUGUGCAUUCAAUGCUAUUUUUUCAUAAUUUUGGAAAGACAAGCAUUAAAACUUUAAAAAGCAUG
Messenger RNA from Ornithodoros turicata, 2441 nucleotides. RefSeq names its product anhydro-N-acetylmuramic acid kinase-like. Gene Ontology annotation, molecular function: ATP binding; phosphotransferase activity, alcohol group as acceptor. The record is from RefSeq and is a predicted model, not a curated record. Gene Ontology annotation, biological process: peptidoglycan turnover; amino sugar metabolic process. NCBI's taxonomy places the organism in Eukaryota, Metazoa, Arthropoda, Arachnida, Ixodida, Argasidae. The transcript is spliced from 2 exons. The coding region runs from base 111 to 1259 and encodes 382 amino acids.